Molecule: messenger RNA, 969 nt
Organism: Erigeron canadensis
Lineage: Eukaryota; Viridiplantae; Streptophyta; Magnoliopsida; Asterales; Asteraceae
Product: protein MAIN-LIKE 1-like
Exons: 2
Coding region: 1-969 (322 amino acids)
Biological process (GO): meristem maintenance; meristem development
Source: RefSeq, a predicted model, not a curated record
AUGGCAUCCGUUAAAGUCAGCUGUGUUCCUAGAAACCCAGACUUGUUGUGGUUACAAGCUCCAGAUGAGCAUCGCUCAUACAACGUCUCCCACGACCGUAAUGUGACAGUGCCACGUUGCAGAAAAGGUGAUGGCGUGCUAGCUGAAGUGAUGCAGGCAGGUGUGCCCGAGGCAGUUCUUGUCCAUGUCAGGAGUGCUGGGUUUUUCCAACUCUUCCUGGCAGGUAUUUGCCAACUUGAUCAUUCUUUGAUCAACGUGUUGGUGGAGAGGUGGCGUUCGGAAACCAACACGUUUCACCUUCCUGUUGGUGAAGCCACUGUCACCUUGCAAGAUGUGCAGGUGAUAUGGGGUUUACCCAUACAGGGACUAGCGGUAACUGGUGUAUGGGUUACAGAAACCCAAGAUGAAGAUUAUUGGAACAAUCUGUGUCAGGAAUAUCUAGGUUUUAUUCCUUCAGAAGAUCGUGAUAGCGUGAGCAAGGGGCGGAUCAAUUUUAACACCUUGGCUUUGUCCAUUAAUUUUAGCAAUUUGGACGAGAAAAAUGAGCAGGAGUGCAUAUGCAUGGCUAGAAGGAUUAUUCUAACUCUGAUUGGUUCGGAGCUUUUUCUUGACGCUAACACAAAAGAUGUUAGUUUGAACUUAUUGAGGAACUUGGUCGACAUGAGCAAAGAAGGUCGAAGGAGUUGGGGUUCAGCAACCCUUUGUUGUUUGUAUAGAAACCUGUCUAAGGCGACCAAGCCUGAUAGAAUGGGCAUUUAUGGGCCUUUGUUGUUGAUGCAGUAUUGGGCGUGGGAAAGAUUCCCACGCAUUGCCCUACAAGUCACACCAUUCAAAGAGGAAAUAAACAGUCCGUAUGCUUACCAGACUGUUUUAGCAAACAAGUGGUUGGGAGAACACUCAAAUUUUCAUACACCGGCACACUGUCUAAGUUCGUACCGUUCAAAUGGACUCCGUAUAAGGAUUUCAUGA